Molecule: messenger RNA, 2029 nt
Organism: Mauremys mutica (yellowpond turtle)
Lineage: Eukaryota; Metazoa; Chordata; Testudines; Geoemydidae
Gene: LPXN
Product: leupaxin
Exons: 10
Coding region: 378-1580 (400 amino acids)
Source: RefSeq, a predicted model, not a curated record
AGGUGAUAUGGAUGCCAAGUUGGAAGAAUCCAAAUGUAAAGUGGCCACAGCCUGGAGCCGAGAAUAUUUGCAGACAAGCAAACGUAUGGGAGCCAUUGUGGGAGCGGGUGCUUUCACUCUAUUACAUGGGUGGUACACCCCAAGGAAUGAGCCUUAUCUCAGCAAGGCACUGGGAAAGCAAGGAAACUGCAUGGUCCAGAUCUGACGGAAAGGAGACAUAGAGAAGAGCGUACUGAAGCCACUGCACCCCAAACACCUCCAUAUCCUUGGGCAGUCUGGAGCAGGAAGGAGCCUUGCGGGGCCUCACCUGAGAGGGCUGGAUGAAAAGCUGCCUGAUGGUCCCAGAAAGCAUCCAGUGCCUCAUCCCUCCCUGCUAGAUGUCACAGGCUUGUCAGCAACACUUCAGACUGAAAUAUGCUUUGCUGGCAGAACUGGAACAAAGCUCUAAGGAGCCCAAAGGGGGCUAUUGCCUUCUGACACACAGCUCCAGUGAGCAGAGACCAGCCGCAGCAGUGCCCCAGACCGGCGCUGUCCAGAACGAGAAGCUAGUCGCCUCAGGGACCCGUAAGGUACAGUCUGCAUUUACUCGGCUCCCGGAAUCAGAGGACAAAAAUGUCUACAGUGAGGUUCCAACUCCGCAGCUGUCGCUUCCUUCCCCUCCUCCCCCGACAGCUGCUCAGCAGCUGGACGACCUCUUAUCUCAUUUGGGCCAGAUGCAGUCCAAGAUCUCAGCGGUGGGUUCUGCUGCGGAGCCGGAACGUGCCAAGGGGCCGUCAGCAGUGGGGCCAAGUCCCGGCAGCACCCUUGAGAGCAUGCUGGGGGGCCUGACGCAAGAGCUGCAGGACCUCGGCAUCUCUGCCGUGCCUAAGGGCGACUGCGCUUCCUGCCGCAAACCCAUCGCUGGAAAGAUGAUCACUGCUCUGGGGAAGACGUGGCAUCCCGAGCACUUCACCUGCACCCAGUGCGGACAGGAGAUCGGCUCCAGCACUUUCUAUGAGCGAGGCGGGCUGGCGUACUGCCAGGAGGAUUAUCACCAGCUCUUCUCCCCCCGCUGUGCCUACUGUGCCGCGCCCAUCCUGGCGAAAGUCCUGACGGCCAUGGACAAGACUUGGCACCCGGAGCACUUCUUCUGUGCUCACUGUGGGAAGGUGUUCAGCAAUGACGGUUUCCACGAGAAGAACGGGAAGCCGUACUGCCAGAAGGACUUCCUGGCCAUGUUCUCUCCUAAAUGCAGAGCCUGUGAGCGGCCGGUGAUGGACAACUACCUGUCCGCCCUCCAGGGCGUCUGGCACCCCGAGUGCUUUGUGUGUGGGGACUGUUUCAGCAGCUUCACCACUGGCUCCUUCUUCGAGAUAGACGGCCGCCCCUACUGCGAGCUUCACUUCCACGAGCGCCAGGGCUCGUUGUGCCAUGGCUGUGGGAAGCCCAUCACCGGGCGCUGCAUCAGCGCCAUGGGGCGCCGGUUCCACCCCGAGCACUUCAUCUGUGCCUUCUGUCUGGGCCAGCUGCAGAAGGGCACCUUCCGGGACCACGGCGACAAAGCCUACUGCCAGGCCUGCUACGGCAAGCUCUUCGUGUGACUCCGGCGCUGGCCCGAGGGGAGGGGGCUACGUACCGAACCUGGCUCUGUGGGACAGCCCCCUCCGGCAUCCUCAGCCAGGGGCUGAGAUACAGGGAGAGGGUCCACAGACCAGAAUCAACAAAGAACAGCCUCCUUCAACGAGCCCGAACCACUGAUUGUUUGAAUCAAUAGCGCUCCAUUGAUGUCCUUGCUGGUAAAUAUUAGCUGAAGGUCUGGCCCAAUAUGUUUGGAAAGUCGGGGGUUCCCUCCCCAGCGACAGCCACUGUGGUCUCCUUCCCCUUGAUCAUCCCUUCCUGGACGUUCUGCUCCUUCAGACUGUGCUCUGCUUCUCUCCCCUCCAAUGCACAACUUCACCUGCUCCUCUGUUCUCACCUUUGAGCUAUACUCCUGGUAUAUGUAACCGGAUGAGGGCACUGCCUGGAAAUAAACAUCUUGGCAUUCUCUGCA